Messenger RNA from Cuscuta europaea, 2511 nucleotides. Lineage: Eukaryota; Viridiplantae; Streptophyta; Magnoliopsida; Solanales; Convolvulaceae. The record is from the annotation of a GenBank genome assembly.
CCCAGCCCCAAAUCCACCCCUCCCCAUCCUCGAAUUAGCCACCAUCCACCUCGGCUACAGUAAGGUGAAGAAGAAAAAAGUGGGGAUUUGGAGGAGAUGGCAAAGGUUUGCUAGCUACGAUGAAGAAAUUCACGGCGAUGAGGAUUGGCUGCGACGAAGACAACUACGGCGAUGUGAGUUGGAUGCGAUGAAGACAGCGGCGGCGAUGGCUGGCAGGGACGAAGACAGCGGUGGCGAGGGUUGGAUGGGACGAAGACGGCUGCGGUGGCGUGCGUGCGGUGGCUGUGAGGAAGUCGGCAUUGGUCUGUCUCCUUUAAUUCAAUUGUUGGCAGAUCUGCUUCGUUCCAAGAGGGAGAGGGGGGUUUGUCCGUUGAGAGAAAAGUUGAAUUUUAAUCGUAUAUUUGGAAAUAUUAAAAAGAGUCAUAUUUUUGUUUUAUAGAAGUGUGGGAGUAAUAUUUUUGCCAUUCUUUCAUCUAUAAAUUAUUAGAGAAAGAAAAAAUAAAAUAAAUUACUUUAAUGGUUGGAUUUCAAAUUUUCAACUUGAGUUUUUGGACAGUCUUCUCGUUCGCAUAGGGUUGUAGGAGUUCCGCCGUUGCAUGUGUGCGGUAAGCUUGGGAAGUGCGGCUAAUUUGCGGACGAAUCAAGGGGAUGCAGUCGUUGAGUGAGUCCAGCAGAAUAAAGAUGGCCAUGAAGGACUUGGUGCAAACAUGGCAAGGUUUGGUUCUUGAAGAGGAGAAGGAGGGGAUUGUUAUGGAUCUUAAAGAGGAUUCGGGUGAAGCAGCCAACAAAGGGCUAGGGUUUGCGGUUGUUGGACGGUUGGUUAUUCAUAAAUCCGUCAAAUUUCCCUAUUUCAGAGACCUGCCGGUGACGUGACGGAAGGCGGCCGGACCAGGACCAGAGGCGGCCGCCUAUUUGGCCGCCUACCAGAUUUUUUGUGCUAUAAAUACCCCGAUUUUUGGUGAACUCAAACACACCUCUUUCAACCCUAAUUCAGUUCAAAAAGGUCCUGUUCUUCAGCUAUUUCCGCAGCUCCAAGGAUUUUUGGGAGAGAGAAACUUCAAAUCUUCAUAUCUUCUUCAUUUUAGCUACAAAUUAUGUCUGGAGGAGGAAGCGACGAUCCCAUCUUUCAGGAGCCACCACUGGCUAGGCAUGACCCAUUGCACGUACCAGAUAUCCCAUUCGCUACUGAUGCUGACCGCACACGCUUCCAGACGUGGGGACAGUACCGCACUCUUCUAGCUCCCAUGAUCCUGGAUCAGAGGAUGCUCGAGGAAUGGGGAUACUGGGCCGACAUUGAUGCUCUACUAGGAGAUUCCUUGUGGCGUGGGAUUCUAUCCAUACAGGAGAGAGCCAGCUUCCCAUUGACGAUGAAGUUCCUAUGCUCUCAACGCUUCACUCACUACGGCCACACUGUGCACACAGGAUCUGUCAUUAGGCCGGCGACUCAGAUGAGAUUCACUAUCAUGAUCAUCGAGCACUCCAUCACUGUGGCUGAGCUCGGAUGGAGGAUUGGGCUCUAUGCUCCUGCAUAUACACAGACAGACGAGUUCUGUGCUCUCCCGACACGUUUACCUGAGGCAUUUGAUAUUGAUGAGUUCUGACACAGGCACUCCACAGACACCAGACCGUUCCUCCGCAUGCACCCCCAGUCGAGCCGGUGGAGGCAGACUCACUGGUAUAUACUCUCCUUUGUACUCUCUUCUGGUUUUUUUGGACGACCUAACAACACGAACAGGUUGUCCAAAAAGGACAUCCUAUUCUUUUGGAGUCUGGUUCACCGCACCCCGGUGAAUAUGGCAGUCCUCUUGGCUCGUUUCUUCCGGAGUCAGGGGAAGAGUGUUCGCCGCACGAUCCAGGCAGGGCCCUUCGUCACUACUCUCGUCCGGUCUUUCUAUCCUGACCUAGACAUUCCAGAUCUACUCCCACUAUAGGAUAGCAUUCGCAUUCUUAGAUCCUCAUCCUUUGGGAACAUGAGGAUCAAGAAGAAGCGAAAUACUCAGGAGCUGCCGGGCAUUGAGUAGCCGACACAGCAGAGUAGCUCUUCUCGAGCCCCACCACACAGGAGACCUGGUGAGCCAGCCUUGGACAUGCCUAGUGCCUCAGAUUGGAGUGCGAUGAUGGACGCGAAGAGGGGUCUUCAGACCUCAUUCGUAGAUUUUCAGGGUGCACAGGAGAGAGCAUUCCGGGAGAUGCGAGAGGCACAUGCGUCGGCCCUGGGAGAGUUCAGAGAUUAUAGACUGGCACAGGAGGGAGCCAACAGGGAUAUUCUGGAGCAGCUAGAGACCCAGCGACUGGAUAUUGAGGAGAUACGAGAGUGGCUGCGGCCUAGUCAUGGAUCACGAGAUGACACAGGCGAUGCCUAGAUUUGCUUCUUCCUUGACUUUUAUUUUUGUUUGUUUGUUUAUUCAGGAUUGGACAUUGCGCUGCUCUUCUGACUUGAAUGCUCUCACAAACUAGCUAUGGAUGCUGUAAGAAUUUUUAAAACAUUUUUAUUCCUGUUUUCAUUAUUCC